GCUCGCUCCGCCGCCAUGGCCGCCGCGCACCCGGGCCCCGCCGCGCCCGCCGCCCCCGCCCCGCCCGCCCCGCCGCCCCCCGCCGCUCCGGGCAUCCUCAUCGGCGACCGGCUCUACUCGGAGGUGUCGUUGACCAUCGACCACUCGCUGAUCCCAGAGGAGCGGCUCUCGCCCACCCCCUCCAUGCAGGACGGGCUGGACCUGCAGUGCGAGACCGACCUGCGCAUCCUGGGCUGCGAGCUCAUCCAGGCGGCCGGCAUCCUGCUGCGGCUGCCGCAGGUGGCCAUGGCGACGGGGCAGGUGCUGUUCCAUCGGUUCUUCUACUCCAAGUCCUUCGUCAAGCACAGCUUCGAGAUUGUUGCUAUGGCCUGCAUCAAUCUCGCGUCCAAAAUCGAAGAGGCGCCUCGAAGGAUAAGGGACGUGAUCAACGUGUUCCAUCACUUGCGGCAGUUAAGAGCUAAAAGGACUCCAAGCCCCCUGAUACUUGAUCAGAACUACAUAAACACCAAAAAUCAAGUAAUCAAAGCAGAAAGGAGGGUACUGAAGGAGUUGGGAUUUUGUGUUCAUGUCAAGCAUCCUCAUAAGAUCAUCGUUAUGUAUUUACAAGUCCUAGAAUGUGAACGUAAUCAAACCCUGGUACAGACAGCCUGGAAUUACAUGAACGACAGCCUGCGGACGAACGUGUUUGUUCGCUUCCAGCCGGAGACCAUCGCGUGUGCGUGCAUUUACCUCGCUGCCAGGGCCCUGCAGAUCCCGCUGCCUACCCGGCCCCACUGGUUCCUGCUCUUUGGCACCACGGAAGAGGAGAUUCAGGAGAUCUGCUUAACGACUCUGAAGCUUUAUACCAGGAAGAAGCCCAAUUACGAAUUUCUGGAUAAAGAAGUAGAAAAGAGGAAAAUGGCACUACAGGAGGCAAAACUGAAAGCAAAAGGUUUAAAUCCAGAUGGAACUCCAGCACUCUCAACAUUGGGUGGCUUUUCUCCUGCAUCCAAACCAUCUUCCCCAAGAGAAGUAAAAGCUGAGGAGAAAUCUCCAGUGUCUGUGAAUACCAAAACCGUUAAAAAAGAGCCAGAAGAGAGGCAGCAAACCUCGAAGAGCCCUUACAAUGGGCUGCGGAAGGAGAGCAAGAGGAGCCGCAGCAGCAGGAGCGGCAGCCGCUCGCGCUCCCGGACAAAGUCGCGCUCCCGCUCGCACAGCGCGCGCCGCCACUACAACAACCGGCGCAGCCUGUCGGGCACCUACAGCUCUCGCUCGCGCAGCCGCUCGCGCAGCCACAGCGGCAGCCCGCGGCGGCACCACAACCACGGCUCGCCGCACGCCAAGGCCAAGCACGGCCGCGACGAGCUCAAGGGCGCCGGCAGGCACGGCCACAAGCGGAAAAAGUCGCGCUCCCCGUCGCAGAGCAAACCCCGCGAGCACUCGGAGGCGGCCAAGAAGCACCGGCACGAGCGCGGGCACCACCGGGAGCGGCGCGAGCGCUCGCGCUCCUUCGAGCGCUCGCACAAGGGCGCCAAGCACCACGGCAGCGGGCGCUCGGGCCACGGCCGGCACCGCCGCUGACACGGCGCUUCGUGGGAAAGGAACUCUUACCGACUUUUGCACAUCGUACCUUAGCAGUAUCCCGGAGGUGGCAAAGGAUCAGGUGCACUGGAUGUAUUAGAGUCGUGUAUCGUUUAUUGAGCUGAGAACUGGAGAAAGGAUUUCUGUAAAAAAGCAAAUCGUACCUUAUUUUUAUACCGGUCAAUUGCAGACGCUUAUAUUUAAGUAUAGUUAUUUGUUUAAACAUGGUGGAGACUUUCUUACACUGGUUUUAGUCUGCAUGUGUUCAAAGAUUUUUACAAGAAAUAAAAUAUAAAGCUUUUUUUUUUUUUUUUUUUUUUUUACUGCCUGUUGGAUGCCAAAUGUGUGGAAACUAAACUUGGUUUUCUUACACACCACGGCUCUGACCCUUGUGCCUGAGGGGGACACGGGGGUGUGGAUGUGCUGCUUUGGGAGGGGUAACUGGGAAAACCUUGGAUAUUUGUGUCCUCCUGGAGGUGCAGCAGUUGGAAAAAAUGGUCAUGGACCUCUCUGAAGCUCAGCAGGAUGCACUGCUGGUGUCCCCUGGCUGAGAGCAGCAGCUGCUGGGACAUUCCUGGAGCUGUGCCUGCUGUGGGAAAGGAGAGCUGGAAGGGGAGAGGAGGAAUUGGAUCUGCUGCUUCAGCUGCUGCUCAGGUGGAACCAAACCCUGGAGCCUGCAGGUGAGAGGUGUUUGCUGAGCUCCCCAAAAUGCCUCUCAUUGCUGGAAUGUUCCCCUGCAGAGCCCAGGUGCUCUUGGGAAGGUGUUCUACACACCCCAGACAGGAGGGGAGACCUGAGCAGAAGCUCCAUGGUUGGAACAUCCCAGCCCCGUCCUGCUGGGCCCCCUGUGCAGCUGCUUUGGAAAUGCAGGAAGUGAAUGUGUAUUUUCGAGAGGAAAAGAUAAAAUGUGUCUUCUGUUUCUUGGUUACCACUGUUUUCCAGUCUGUAACGACUGUUCUGUGUGUGCUGUGUUCAGGAAAAUGUUUGUUGCUAUGGAGAUUGAAGGAGCUUUUUCCCCCAGACAGAAAUGCCGGGAUAGUGCAGAGCAGAGGGAGAAGCUGGGUUUGGAGGAGCAGCACCAGUGCCUGCCUUGGCUUUGGGAUUUGUGAGUGACCCGUGCAGGGCUCAGCCCGGGGGCUGUGUGAGCACUGAGCCCUCUGUGCUUCCAGGGCCCCCUUGAGCCCUGGGGCUGUGGGGCAGCAGGACAGCUCCAGCAGGGAGCUCCGUGUUUGUUCUUUGGGGAGAGGUCCCCAGGCAGGGAGGGUGGCCUGGCCCUCAGCAGGGGGACAUGCGACAGGUGACAGUCCUGAGGGGCUGCAGCCCUGGAUGCCCCUUGCCCUGCGGGAGGAGCUGAGGGCACAGCAGCUGAAGGGUCCCUGCACCACAGUUCUGUCUCUCCUAAGAUGUGGAAGUAUUCCUGAAUUUUGCAUUUCCCUGUGUUUUCCUGGAGCUCUGAGUCACAGAAAUGAGUCGUUUGACAGGGCUGAUGGACUUCAAGCACCUGUGGUGACCUCCAGCAGUCCCCUGAGGCUACAUUCUGCUCAUAUCUCAGUAGCUGGGACAAUUUUCCAGGGAAUCUGCAGGGUUCCUGCCCUGGUGGUGCUGCAGCUGCUGCCACUGGGCUCUGAACAUCUGAGCCCUACAGGGACAGGGAAAUGUCCCAGCCUGUUCUCCUUGGGCACAGGGCUUUGCCUGGGUGGGUCUCACCCUCAGAGUUGCAUUUUCUCUGAAAAAAAAAAGGAUUUGAUUAAAUUUUUUUUACUAUUUUUCAACAAAAAAAUGCAAAGGUUUCAAGGCAUUUUGUACAAACUGUUCUGCCUGUCCUUCAUUUUCAGGUUUGUUACAGCUACUGGAAGAGUGAGUGUGAACCAGGAGCUUUGAGCGUUUGGGGAAGAGAAAAUGAAUAAUUGGAAUAUUUUUGAUGGCAAUUGGCCCAACAGUUCCUCUCAAGGCUUCAGUCACCCCCCAACCCGCAGGACUCGUGGCGGGAAGCCAGCACAGGGAUCCCAGGGCUGGGGACACAAAGGCAGCACUGCCACCCUUCCCCUGCCCUCCUCCCUCGGCAGCCACGGAGCAGAGCCAGCGGCAACCUCAGCACGGCCAGAGAGCAGCAACCUCCUCAUCCACCCUUCUACCCCAGAUGGGUCCUCAGCAGGUUUGGAACAUCCUUACCCAGAGCCAGCCAGAGGAAAGGAUUUCUGUGGAUUUCUGUGUACACAGAAAAUCCUGAAAAAUCCAGAAGAUCCACAGAAAAUCCUGGUCUCCAGAACCAGCAGAGAUCAGAAAUCCAAGUUCUCCCUGUGUCCAGCCUGAGCAGGUGAUUUUGUGCUUCAUCCAACCCCAGCUACUGCUUCCAUCACCCUCCAAGGAGGUGCUGGGGUUAUUUUUGGAAGGAAUCUACAGAAACAACCCCCCAAAGCCGGCACCAGCAAACAGAAAGGAGCUGGCAGCCACUGAGGCCACGCUGCUACUUGGUUACACCCACGGCCGGUAAAUCGUGCUCCCAGGCUGGGCCUUCCCGGACGCCUUCCAGCUGUCCCGAGCUUCCUUUUUUGGGUACUUUUCCCCAAAGGCACAUGUGGUUCUUUGUUCAGAACUUUAUGGUGAUUAAAAUGACCGCUCAGCCCUGGUAAGUGAAAACCAGCCCUGCAGCCAGCACAGUGCACAGGAAACAGCUGGGGAGAGGCUGCUGGAACGGGUUUCCAUAAAAGCCAAUGAUUCAUGGAAAUGUUCAGCGAGCGGGGUCAGCCUCGGGCUCUGCGGAGCCGCUUCCGACCGAGGCGAUCCCGAGCCAGCCCCGCCCCAGCCGCGGAGCAGAGCGAGGGAACUCCCGAAUCCCGCCCGGGGGAUGCUCCGGCUCCCGCUGCCCGUGAAACCUCUUCAGCUGCCCUGGAUGUGCGAGGGGGUGUCAGGAGAGGGCAGUGCUUGUUACAGGGGCUGGAGAGACAAGGAAUGGCUUUGAACUGCCAGAGGGCGGGGAUGGAUGGGAUUUGGGCAGGAAUUGCUCCCCGUGAGGGUGGGCAGGCCCUGGCACAGGGUGCCCAGAGCAGCUGUGGCUGUCCCUGUCCCCUGGCAGUGCCCAAGGCCAGGCUGGACACUGGGGCUGGAGCAGCCUGGGACAGUGGGAGGUGUCCCUGCCAUGGCUGGGGUGGCACUGGGUGGGCUUUGAGAUCCUUCCAGCUCAACCCAGCCUGUGAUGAUGAUGGUGAUGGUGAAGGACAUUUGGCAGGACGGAGUGUGACCCUCCAGCAGGAAGAAGAAGCUGCUGCAUUCCGUGGCUCUCCAGGCUCCUUUCCUCUGUGCCCACCUGAUUUCUUCCAGGACUUUCCCUCAGAGUUCAAAGCAGGUACUGCCAGCUGGCCAUUACUCCCUGGAGUGGUGCCAGGCCAAACCAAAGCACUUUCCAUGCCCCAUAAAUCAGGAGAUGGAAAAUCCCCUUUGGGGCACUCCUGCAGCACAGGGCUGCUUCUGACAGGACAUUUCCCAUGGAUUUUUCCCACCCACUUUGAAUGGCUCCAGCACAGGGGCUGCACCACUGCCCAGGGAUCCUCCCUGGCUGCACAGCUCCAGGGAGGGCAUUGUCCUCUCUCUCACAGGGAGAUUUUCCUUUCCCAGUUGUCAGCUCUUUCCUCCCAUGGACCCCCUGGGUUACUGCCCCCUCUCCCUGACGUUUCCCACCCUGUGCUCACUCCGUGCCUGGCAGCAGUGCCUGAGGCCUGCUGCUCUCAGCCACAUCCCACUGUAGGGAACAGAAGGGACAGGCCUGGAAAAGUGGGAGAGUGGCCUCAGAGGCACCCUGGGCAAAUCCCCUCAGAGGAGAAGUCUCCUGAGAGCUCUGGUGACACCUGUGCCCUUCCCUUGGGUACAGGUGUCCCAUCCUGGCCCUGAGCCCUGUCCCCACCCCGGGUGGAGCAGGGUGGGAUCGCUCCAGGCACGGCUGAUCCAGAGCCUGAAGGGCCAAGGAGAACAUCCCAGGGCAAUGCCAGGUGCUCCAAAACAAAUUUUAUUAUAUAAAUAUUUCUGGUGUUCAAAUGCCCUCAACAUUAAUCUCAGGCAGUGCCCUUUUCAUUAUCCCACCCAAAUGAGUUCUGUGAAUUCUGUGAGGAUGAAACCCCUGGAUUGGUGUCCCAGACCAUCACAGCUCUUUGGGCUUUGUUCUUCCUUCAGCAGGACACUCUCAACCACCUGUAACCCCCAAGGACAAAACCCAACAUCGAAUUUUCAUGAUGGAAACAGGGGCCUGUUUUAAAUAACUAAAAAUGCAGCUGUGGGGAGUUGUCUGAGAAAG
Molecule: messenger RNA, 5848 nt
Organism: Prinia subflava (tawny-flanked prinia)
Lineage: Eukaryota; Metazoa; Chordata; Aves; Passeriformes; Cisticolidae
Gene: CCNL1
Product: cyclin L1
Biological process (GO): regulation of transcription by RNA polymerase II
Cellular component (GO): nucleus
Molecular function (GO): cyclin-dependent protein serine/threonine kinase regulator activity
Source: RefSeq, a predicted model, not a curated record